Messenger RNA from Argiope bruennichi, 2100 nucleotides. Its product is annotated as disintegrin and metalloproteinase domain-containing protein 10 homolog. Gene Ontology annotation, biological process: Notch signaling pathway; membrane protein ectodomain proteolysis. Gene Ontology annotation, molecular function: metalloendopeptidase activity. Bases 1 to 2100 code for a protein of 699 amino acids. NCBI's taxonomy places the organism in Eukaryota, Metazoa, Arthropoda, Arachnida, Araneae, Araneidae. The transcript has a single exon. Gene Ontology annotation, cellular component: plasma membrane. The record is from RefSeq and is a predicted model, not a curated record.
AUGCACAUUGGCAGUUUUUCUCUUGUUUUAUACCUGCCUGCAGGCUGGUUGUUUCUCUUCAUUGCAACAGCAAGUCGUCCGGCAUAUGCCAAAAGCAUGUACGACCACAAAGUCAAGAAUUACGAAAUAAUCACACCAAGCUUUGUAGCGAGCCGAAAUACGACGGCCGAACUAGAGAUUCAAUUCCGAGCCUUCAACAGAAGCUUCUGUUUGUUUCUCCACGAAGAUGUAGGAUUCCAAGAUGUGGAAGUCGUAUCAUUUGAAAAUAGCGGAUCAUUCACGUCUGCUAGAAUCAAUUCGGCGUUUUUCGAAGGGGCUACAAAUGACACGACUUCUGACGUAACUAUCGCUGGAUAUUUGUGCAACCAAGUUUUUUGCGGAACUUUUGUGGAAGGUGGUGACGUAUACUUCAUGGAAUCGGCAGAAUUCUUUCUUUCAAAUUCUUCUUAUUACGGAAGCGCCGUCAUUUAUAGAAGUGAAGAUGUCGAAGGUUUUAUAGAAGAGCCACAUAAGCAUGAAUUCAAAGAUUCGCAGGAGCGUCCAACUUUUAAAUCAUAUUUACUCAGAAAUUUAUUAUUUCCCUUCACAGGAAAUUAUUUCGGCCGAUUUAAUUAUCCAAAAGGAAUCGACAGAAGCGCCCAACCCGAUGCAGAUUACGCAUGCCGAAUUGAAAUGGUCGCCGACCAUACAAUUUAUCAUUAUUUCAACAAAGAUACAGAUGCACUAAGCGCUUUUCUGUAUUUACAUGGGAAGUACGCAGAUUCAGUUUUUAGAAAAACCGAUUUUGAUGGUGAUGGGUUGAAAGAUAAUAUAAGAAUUAUAGUGAAAAAGAUUUUCGUGUAUAAGAGCGAAAAUGAUGCCGAUUAUCCGAUGGCGUACGCUGCUGAUUUAUUAGACUUCUUAAAAAGGUUCACCAGAAGGAUUCAAAACCACUGUCUAUCUGUCUGUCUUUGCUACAGGCGCUACUCCUCAAAUGCCAUUGGUCGAGCUUACAAGCCGACCCCCGGCAUCAGAGGUACGCCAGGUGGGAUAUGUCAAAAAGUUCUCAAACUCAAGACCGGCAGACUGACCUAUGUUCCGAGAAGCCUCAAUACAGCCGCUGUGACAAUCCGCAAUUCCCGCGGUCAGACUUUACCUCUCAUAACUACUCUUCUUGCCGUCACUCAUGAAAUAGGCCAUUCUUUCGGCAGUGACCAUGAUCCCAUGGACAACUUAUUAUGUUCUCCUGGAGGAGAGAAAGGUUAUUAUCUGAUGCAUCCUAAGACUACUAGAGUGCUGAGAGAAAACAGCAACGUCUUCUCUCCUUGUAGUCGACAGGAAAUUUACCGCAUCCUGCAAGAACAGGGCGAGUGCUUGAAAAUUUACGCUGGAACUUGCGGCAAUGGGAUUCGGGAGGGUGACGAGGAAUGCGAUUGUGGGUGGGAAGGGAUCUGCAAGUCUUUGGACCCCUGCUGCACACCAGUAGAUGCGAAAUCUCCAGAGAAGCCAUGCACAAUACGGAGGUUAACAGGCGCUCAUUGCAGUCCCAAAGAAAGCCCUUGCUGCUCUGACGAUUGCUCAAUGAAUGCCAACAUCGAUAGAGUGUGCUACAAGAGCGACGCGGCUUGCCUCAUCAGCUACUGCGAGACAAAUUCAUCAACAUGUCCUGAGCCCCAACAGGCUCCAGAAGGAUAUCCUUGCCAAGGCACUUCCAAGACGUGCCACAGAGGCGCAUGCAACAGCUCGAUCUGCCAGGACAAUGGCCUGAAAAACUGCACUUGCAAGGAAAAACAUUUGGCCUGCUUUGUGUGCUGCGAGAAAGGCAACAAAUGCCAACCGGCACACACGAUUGCUCUAAAAAAUCCCUGGACGGAUAUUUUCGCAGCAUUAGCCAGGAGCCACUGCAGUGAUUCGGGAAAUUUCCGUUGCGAUGGUGCAGGAAACUGUAUCAACAUCAAAGGGCGGAAAAUUGAUGACAAAAGUGAACAAAGAGUACUUUGGUGGACACUGGCCAUUCUGAUAGCAGUAUUCGUUAUUUUGAUAAUUAUAUUCUUAUAUCUUUUAAAAACUCAUUUAUCACCUUCGACUUUACAAACGACCACCACGAAUUUAAUUUUAUGA